Messenger RNA from Aspergillus novofumigatus IBT 16806, 1482 nucleotides. It is a transcript of the gene pmi1, whose product is annotated as mannose-6-phosphate isomerase pmi1. Gene Ontology annotation, molecular function: zinc ion binding; mannose-6-phosphate isomerase activity. NCBI's taxonomy places the organism in Eukaryota, Fungi, Ascomycota, Eurotiomycetes, Eurotiales, Aspergillaceae. The coding region runs from base 264 to 1409 and encodes 381 amino acids. The record is from RefSeq and is a predicted model, not a curated record. Gene Ontology annotation, biological process: carbohydrate metabolic process; GDP-mannose biosynthetic process. The transcript has 3 exons. Gene Ontology annotation, cellular component: cytosol.
AGGCUGAAGAAUAUGUGUUUUGGAAGGUGUCAAUAGCUACGAUUGGGGUAAGAUCCAUAUAGUUUGUUCUACACUAUGAAGCAGACACUGAUAUAUCCUCACAGGCAAGGUCGGCCAUGAGUCGGCUGCUGCCAAGUAUGCUGCAACUACAGCAGCUUCCGAUUUUUCAAUACAGUCAGACAAGCCUUAUGCUGAGGUACUUUCUUUCUUCACAAUGGCUAUCGACAAAGAUAGAAACGCUGACCCCGAUGACGUAGUUGUGGAUGGGAACACACCCAUCACUCCCUUCGAAAGAUCUCGAGACUCAGCGCACCUUACUGGAUAUGGUUCAGGACAACCAGGCAUUGAUAUCUCAAGAGGUCAGCGAACGAUAUGGCGGAAAGCUUCCCUUCCUGUUCAAGGUGCUGUCCAUCAGAAAGGCGCUCAGCAUUCAGGCCCAUCCGAACAAGAAGCUGGCAGAAAAGCUUCAUGCCAGGGAUCCUCGCAACUAUCCAGGCCUUUGCGGCUUCCGUCCUCUGGCUGAAAUCACCCACUUCCUCAAAGCGGUCGCGCCUCUUCGUCAAUUGGUAGGCGACCAGGCGGCCAGCGAAUUUGAGAACACAGUCAAGGGCUCGGAGGAAUCGGAGGACCCCGCGGUGGCCGAGAAAAAUAAGCAGGCUCUCCGCACCCUCUUCACCUCUCUGAUGAGGUCCUCUCCUGAAAGUAUCGAGGCCGCAACAAAGGAACUUGUCGCGAUGGCCCAGAACGCGCCCGAGACCUUUGCGACGUCAUCCAGCACACCGGAGACCAGUCCCACUAAUCCUGCGGAACUGGCCGCCAUCACCGUGCGCCUCAACGGACAGUUCCCCAACGACAUCGGCUCCUUCGUGUUCUUCUUCCUCAACUUUGUCAAGCUGGAACCGGGUGAGGCUAUGUUCCUCAAGGCUGAUGACAUCCAUGCAUACAUCUCCGGAGACAUCAUUGAGUGCAUGGCCUCGUCGGACAACGUUGUGCGGGCAGGCUUCACACCCAAGUUCAAGGACGUGGAUACGCUGGUUGACAUGCUGACAUAUUCCUACGCUCCCAUCGCUGAGCAGAAGCUUGAGCCGACCGACUAUCCCUAUGCAGUCCUCAAUGCCCCUGCUUACUCUAGCGGCUCCUCCUGCAUCCUUGUGGUCAAGACAGAUCUCAAGCGGCAAGGUGCCAAGGCGACGUUCGACGGAAUUUCGGGCCCGAGCAUUGCAAUCUGCACCGCCGGAGCGGGUAAGAUAACAGUCGGUCCCAAGACGGAGGAGGUCAAGGAGGGAUAUGUGUUCUUUGUUGGAGCCAAUGCAGAAUGUAUCAUUGAGAGCACGGGAGAAGAUACCUUUACAACGUUUAAAGCGUUCUGUGACUUGACCGGGAAGGAGGACAUGGUAAACGGAAACUAGAAAAUCGGUUGCCAGCUCAAAUAUCUUUUCCUUAUUCCAUUCAAUUAACCCUGCCAUCCUUUCAUCUCAGCGA